Messenger RNA from Tripterygium wilfordii, 603 nucleotides. Its product is annotated as probable calcium-binding protein CML46. Bases 1 to 603 code for a protein of 200 amino acids. Gene Ontology annotation, molecular function: calcium ion binding. The record is from RefSeq and is a predicted model, not a curated record. The transcript has 2 exons. NCBI's taxonomy places the organism in Eukaryota, Viridiplantae, Streptophyta, Magnoliopsida, Celastrales, Celastraceae.
AUGGAGAAAACAUCAUUGGACACCAAGCAAUCUUCUUUCUCGUUGUUUGUACUACCCCAUGUCUUGGUUCACAGAAUUAUUAUUCUGUGGGUGUUGGGAAUCAACAGAUUUUUCACACGAUUAUGUUCAAGCCUUCAAUCCCUACUCCAAUGCCAUAACUCAAAGAUUUCGGAAGAGAUAAAGACUGCAGAUUUUGAAGAAUCGAGUCGAUCUGGUAAAAACAGAGAUGAUGGGAGCCUUUGCAUUGAAGAGAUGGAGAUGGUGAUGGAAAGAUUGGGAUUUUUUUGCAGCAAAGGAAUUGAGGAAGGUCCCUUGGAGUGGUUUGUGUCUGGAGAGCAAGUAUUGGGGCUAUUCGAAUCAAAGGAGCCGAGCUUGGAGGAAGUGAGGGAAGCUUUUGAUGCGUUUGAUUUUAACAGAGAUGGGUUUAUUGAUGCCAUGGAAUUGCAGAGAGUUCUUUGCAGUUUAGGGUUCAAGGAAGGUUUAGAGCUGGGAAACUGCAGGAGAAUGAUCAAAGCUUAUGAUCAAGAUGGGGAUGGACUGAUUAUUUCACAUAUUUUCUGGGAGUUUUUUUAUGGCACAUUUUGUGGGACUCAUAAAGUGUAA